Trichechus manatus latirostris (Florida manatee) is the source of this 2562-nucleotide messenger RNA. RefSeq names its product Rho GTPase activating protein 19 (gene ARHGAP19). The record is from RefSeq and is a predicted model, not a curated record. NCBI's taxonomy places the organism in Eukaryota, Metazoa, Chordata, Mammalia, Sirenia, Trichechidae. The transcript is spliced from 11 exons. Gene Ontology annotation, biological process: regulation of small GTPase mediated signal transduction; signal transduction. Gene Ontology annotation, molecular function: GTPase activator activity. Gene Ontology annotation, cellular component: cytoplasm. The coding region runs from base 291 to 1778 and encodes 495 amino acids.
CUACCAGGUUGAAGAUACUAUUGGACCUGGCAGCCUGUUAGUGAUCUGUGUCUUCCUAGGGUGUGUGCCUAUAAUUAAGAGGCCAAUUCAGGUCAUCAUAGAGGUUAUCUGGUGUUUUUUCAUCAAACUAAACUCCUGAGUAUCUUUUAUUAAGGUGGCUAUAACCUAAAAAGCAACAAACCCAAAUGGGUUUCUUUUGUGCAGUCAGCAGAUUAAGGAUUAGGUUUUUCAAAAGGCCGGUAUGCAGAUUAACCCAUAGAAAGCAUGAAUAAUUGUAUAGUUGAGAGGGCAUGAAAAACACAUACAAAAAUAAUCUCCCCAAAGAUUCUUCCAUGUUUCAUUUCUUCAGAGAUGCCGUCUGCAAUUUUGUUAUCUGCAAUGACUCUUCCCUUCGAGGUCAGCCCGUUAUCUUCAAUCCUGACUUCUUUGUGGAGAAGCUCCGACAUGAGAAACCUGAGGUGUUCACUGAGUUGGUGGUCAGCAAUAUCACAAGGCUUAUUGAUCUACCCGGAACUGAGUUGGCUCAGCUAAUGGGGGAAGUGGACCUAAAGUUGCCAGGUGGGGCUGGCCCAGCAUCAGGCUUCUUCCGAUCUCUAAUGUCUCUUAAACGAAAAGAAAAAGGAGUGGUAUUUGGAUCCCCACUGACAGAAGAAGGCAUUGCCCAGAUAUACCAACUGAUCGAAUAUCUACACAAAAACUUGCGAGUUGAGGGUUUAUUUCGAGUACCAGGGAAUAGUGUCCGGCAACAGAUUUUAAGGGACGCUCUCAAUAAUGGAACUGAUAUUGACUUGGAAUCAGGAGAGUUUCACUCAAAUGAUGUUGCCACCUUGUUGAAGAUGUUCCUAGGAGAGUUACCAGAGCCCCUGCUGACGCAUAAACAUUUCCAUGCACACCUCAAAAUUGCUGAUUUGAUGCAGUUUGAUGAUAAAGGCAAUAAGACCAAUAUACCAGAUAAGGAACGGCAGAUUGAGGCUCUUCAGUUGCUUUUCCUCAUUCUCCCUCCACCCAAUCGUAACUUGAUGAAGUUAUUGCUUGAUCUCCUGUACCAGACAGCAAAGAAACAAGACAAGAAUAAGAUGUCUGCCUAUAACCUUGCUCUUAUGUUUGCACCUCAUGUCCUGUGGCCAAAAAAUGCCACUGCAAAUGACCUUCAAGAGAACAUCACGAAGUUAAACAAUGGAAUGGCUUUUAUGAUUAAACACUCCCAGAAACUUUUUAAGGCUCCUGCUUACAUUCGGGAAUGUGCCAGAUUGCACUAUUUGGGCUCCAGAACUCACGCAUCAAAGGAUGACCUUGAUUUGAUAACUUCAUGUCAUACUAAGUCCUUCCAGCUGGCAAAAUCUCAGAAACGGAACCGGGUAGAUUCCUGCUCUCAUCAGGAGGAGACGCAACAGCGUACGGAAGAGGCAUUGAAAGAUCUGUUCCAACAUGUCCACAAUAUGCCAGAGUCGGCAAAGAAGAAGCAGCUUAUUAGACAGUUUAAUAAGCAAUCUGCGACCCAAACGCCAGGGCAAGAACCUUCUAUUCCCUGGGUACAGAAGAGGACCCGCUCCCGUUCCUUCAGUGGGCUUAUUAAGCGGAAGGUCCUGGGGAAUCAGAUGAUGUCAGAAAAGAAAAACAAGUAUCCUACUCCGGAAUCUGUGGCCAUUGGUGAAUUGAAUAGAGUCAGCAAAGAAAAUGUGAACUCAUUAUUUUCUGGCUCUCCAGCUGUCAAGAUGACACCAACAAGAUUGAAAUGGUCUGAGGGGAAGAAGGAGGGGAAAAAAGGAUUCCUCUGAAGGAUCCAGAGUCCUCCUGUCAUCCACCUAGGAAUUUUCUCUUUAGUGGGCCAAGUGUUAUUACAACUCACAGCAAUGCUUGAACUUGCAGCUUGCUUGCUGCAUUUUGAACUGUGAAACUAAUACUUGACUGAUACCUGUAAUCCCACUUACUGGAUGUUUGCAAACUGUGCCUUCUGAGCGAAUGCUAUGAACUUUUUUUUUCUUCUUAAUAUUAUGGGGAAACCACUAACCAGCCAACCAGCUUACACAGCACAAUAAACAGGCAGAAUCAGGUGGGCUCCAAUGCUCAUUCAAUGUGUUGUUUAGGCAGAUUCUGUUUUUUAAAAAUAUGAAAUGUGUGUUUAACUGCCAGUGAUUUUUUUUUAAGUACCGCCAAUCUUAGUGGAUUGAUGUUAUUUUUAACUGAUAUUUUGGGCUUUUCUCUAUUUUGAAAUGUUGGGGGGUAUUUGGUUGUUUUUUGUUUGUUUUAAAAGCCAUUUUUCUGGGAAUGUUGAUAGGUUGUCUAAAGGGCUAAGUGGUCUCAAAGCCAGAUAUCUUUCACCCUUUUUUACCCCAAGCUUUGGGAAAGUUCUUUAUCUCAUGAGGUAUGUUCCUCAAUACCUUAUUUGUGUCCAAAGAAUUUAUAGCUUUCCUUGAAAUUUUCAGUUAUUUCUUAGUCUGAGAUUGAAGGGCAUUGAACCUGUAAUAUUGAAAAAGGAGAAUUCAGAAUGAUAACAAUAGUUUAACAAAUUUCAGCUAUUAAACUCUGCCUCCUUCUCUCCCUCCCUCCCUCUCUCUCUUU